AUGGUUCACUACUCGUCUUCAUAUAUCAAUAAGAUCACAGAAGAUUGCAUAAACCUUUAUCAGAAUAUACCUAAAAAUGGCAAACCUAUUGAAAAUGAGUGGACUGUUUUAUCUUGUGUGAUUGAAGUUGAUAAAAUAUCAAAGAACAACAAAAUAGUUGCUCUGGGAACAGGUUCAAAAUGUAUUGGAGCUACGAAGAUGUCACCAUUAGGUAAUAUACUAAAUGACUCUCAUGCUGAAGUAAUUGCUAGAAGAGGUUUCCUUUUAUAUUUAUAUAAAAACAUUUUAGACACUAUAAAUGAAAAAUCCUCAAUAUUCAUAAGAGAAAACGAAAAAUUUAAAUUAAAAGAUAACAUAGAAUAUUUGUUUUAUUCAUCACAGAUGCCUUGUGGGGACGCUUCGAUCAUACCUAAGUCUGGUGAACAAGAUGACUAUGGAGAUUUAAUUAUUAAUAACAAGAGAGCAGCUAAUAUUGAUAUAUGUGAGAUAGAAAGUAAGAAAGUUAAAACCGAUAUACAUAGAACUGGAGCUAAAUGCUUAACACAUAGUAACCAGGAUCCAAAGGAACCUGGUGAUAAAUAUCACCUAAUAGGCCAAGUAAGAACAAAACCGGGUAGAGGAGAUCGUACAUUAUCGGUGUCAUGCAGCGACAAAAUUGCUAGAUGGAUCCAUUUAGGCAUUCAAGGAGCAUUAUUGAGUUUAAUUUUACAUGAACCAAUUUAUAUUAAAUGCUUUAUAUUCGGCUCAAGAACACCUUUUUCUAAAGAUACCUUACACAGAGCACUAAUAUAUAGGGAUAAUGAAGAUGUACUGGAGAGAAUACAAAUAAUUCCUGAAUUUCACAACUCCUCGAUAGUGUUUCCGCAUAUUAGAACUGCUAAUAGCAUCAGACCAGCAGCUGGCAGUAUAAUAUAUGUUAACAUAAACAAUGGAGAAGGUAGUGUAGGUGGACUGGAGCGGUGGACAGUCGACAGAUCCAAUUACAUCGUAGUGCGAAUUAAUUUACAGUACAAGGCGCCGCGGCGUCGCUCUCACCUUGACAUGUCGCGGACGGACCCAGAACCUACAGGUUUGCGUAAGCCCUUAACACGGCUUAAGGAUUAA
Molecule: messenger RNA, 1104 nt
Organism: Danaus chrysippus (African queen)
Lineage: Eukaryota; Metazoa; Arthropoda; Insecta; Lepidoptera; Nymphalidae
Source: the annotation of a GenBank genome assembly